Molecule: messenger RNA, 1731 nt
Organism: Australozyma saopauloensis
Lineage: Eukaryota; Fungi; Ascomycota; Pichiomycetes; Serinales; Metschnikowiaceae
Exons: 1
Coding region: 1-1731 (576 amino acids)
Source: RefSeq, a predicted model, not a curated record
AUGCAUCGCGCUUCUCCACAUAUCGAUUGUUUUUGUUUCGAGACGUGCAGGCCUACAACACUUGACAAUACUUUCAUGGCACUCAACCUGACAUUAGCGAGGAAAUAUGCCGAGCAUAAACAGAGUUCUGGUAAUUUGUGGACGCAUAAUUCGCAGGUCGGAGGCUCGAAAAGAGAUGGAAGUCCGCAGAGGUCAGAACUAAGGUCCGAAUUUCACCAGAACUACAUGUAUAGCACACCACAAAGGCGAUUUUACGAAUCUAACAGACUUCUGGCGAGAAGAAGCACCUCAAAAAUGCCCGGCACAUUCAGGUCGCCAAUCAAAUCACUUCGUAGUUUCGGGAGGAAUACCGGAACCGCCGGGAAGUAUCCCACAUUCGACCUCAAUGAUCCCAGAAAACCACGAAAAUACAGAAUAACUAAAGAGCCUGUUAAGACACAGAACAAAAAUCAUAAAGGUGUUCUACAUGGCUUGUGGCAAUUUGCAAAGACUCUUGGAGCAAGAACCCAGGAUACGAGGUUGCAAGGGUCGCUGGCCACCACGUUAGCGCCGAGUAGUCAUGACCGAGGAAACUCAUAUGUUGAUAUUGAAAGCCUUCUUGAAUUAAAGGGUACGAGGAGGACUGUGCAAGAUGUCGAUCUAGUCGAGGAUUCUAUAAAACAAGCAAAAGAGCAGCAAAAGACGAAAACCCAGGCGGAGUCGGUAAAAGCACUCAUUGCUGAACUACAAGACGAGAAAAAGAAAGCUCUGGAAUUGAAGGCAUCAUUUGAGAAGCAAGCACUGCAAAUGAAAUUGGACUUCAGGAACGAGUUAGAUAAAGCUACCGAAGCGAUACGAGAUCUAACCACGAAGACUGCAAAAAAAUACGGUACAAUGACAGAUAAUGAUUUGAAAACAAUUGAGAGCAAACUUUUCAAAGAAAAUGAGGUCUUCCUCACCUCAAAACAUGAAACCGAGUCGAAGCAUAGAGCCAUUUUGAGAGAGAUUGAAGAAAAGCAGGCUGAACUAGACAGAAGAGAGCGAAAACUUGAGCACAGUCAAGAAUCAUCUGAAAACUCUUUUAGGUUGUUGCAAAUCACACUCGAAACAAUAAAAAAGGAAAGCAGCCAAAAUGCGUCGGUUCUAACAAAGGAAUUUGAAUUUGUUGCAGCCUCAAGAAGAUUGAAUACGGAAUAUGGGAAAAACUUAUUGAACCUCAUAGAAGCAACUGAAUCUAGCAGUCAACUAAAACCUCUGAGAAUUUUGGCCUGUCUUUUGUCUGAAGAUUCUCCCAUCACCAAAAGUUAUGAUGUGAGUAGCCGAAAAAUGGCUGAGUUUAUUACAGAGACAUAUGACAAAGUACAGAGAUGUCAAGAAUUCUUGGCUGAUUGUGAUUUGAAUCUUCUUCAGAAUACAUUUGGUACAUGUCGGUUCUUUGAUUUUGACCAAAAAACUCUUAACAGAAUUGAGACUUGUUUCAGUGGGAUCCAAAAAAUAAACCACCAAAAAUCACAGAAAUUGAAAGAUCACGUCAAAGAGAAUUUUAAACUCCUCUCCAAAUUGGAGCUGAUUAUAUCCACCCCAGAGAAUUUGGCUGAGAGCUUAUGUGCAUUCGUCAGAAAUAUUCACCUAUUUGUCACUCAGAGCCAACUUCUAAAUCUCCAGAAAGACAUAAACAAUUUGUUGAGAAGUUUAAAAAUUUUGGAAGUGAAAAGUGGAUACAAAAAAGAAGUCAAUUUGUUUGAAACUUGA